UUAAAAACAUUUAAUUUCAUAAAUAGUUAUACAUUAAAAUACAUUUACAUUGUUGUUUGAGACUUUACAUGGUGUUCCCUAGGUUAUGUCACAGAAGAAGAUUGACAGCCGAACGGACCAAUAGCAGCAUAGACAUAUCCCACAGCACCUACCAAUAGGACUUUAUGAUUGACUAUAGACUAUAAAACCAUAGCACCCCUUGUAGUCAGAGCCUGAGAGAAUCAUGGUGCACAUCUCUGUUUCAACCCUGUACAAUAAUAUGUUACAACAUACACAUGCUUUUAUUCAGUUGCGGACUAAUAUAUUGGCACCCUUGCACUUUUCUUAAAUAGUUCCCUAUUUCUUCUGAAAUUAGUUAAAAUUGAAAAAAAUAAAAAUGUUUGUUCUCCACUCCUUGUUAUUGGAUGUUCAACAUUGUUGAACCAAUUUUAUUUUUGUAAACUUAAGUUGACACAGAAAAUAAAGCACCCCAGAGGUAGUUCUUGGUUUUCAGCCGCUGGUCCUGGGGGCUGUGAACGUGCGCAAGGCAUCAUGGGAAUCAUCAGAUUAUCAGGUGUUUUGUAGUCCAACGUUCAACUCAGUGUCUACAAACUGGGUCUCCAUUGAAGGUUGUGUGUCUUCCAGCAGGACAACGACCCCCAAUAUGACAAGGAAUGGUUCAACUCAGUGUCUACAAACUGGGUCUCCAUUGAAGGUUGUGUGUCUUCCAGCAGGACAACGACCCCCAAUAUGACAAGGAAUGGUUCAACUCAGUGUCUACAAACUGGGUCUCCAUUGAAGGUUGUGUGUCUUCCAGCAGGACAAUGACCCCCAAUAUGACAAGGAAUGGUUCAACUCAGUGUCUACAAACUGGGUCUCCAUUGAAGGUUGUGUGUCUUCCAGCAGGACAAUGACCCCCAAUAUGACAAGGAAUGGUUCAACUCAGUGUCUACAAACUGGGUCUCCAUUGAAGGUUGUGUGUCUUCCAGCAGGACAACGACCCCCAAUAUGACAAGGAAUGGUUCAACUCAGUGUCUACAAACUGGGUCUCCAUUGAAGGUUGUGUGUCUUCCAGCAGGACAACGACCCCCAAUAUGACAAGGAAUGGUUCAACUCAGUGUCUACAAACUGGGUCUCCAUUGAAGGUUGUGUGUCUUCCAGCAGGACAACGACCCCCAAUAUGACAAGGAAUGGUUCAACUCAGUGUCUACAAACUGGGUCUCCAUUGAAGGUUGUGUGUCUUCCAGCAGGACAACGACCCCCAAUAUGACAAAGAAUGGUUCAACUCAGUGUCUACAAACUGGGUCUCCAUUGAAGGUUGUGUGUCUCCCAGCAGGACAACGACCCCCAAUAUGACAAGGAAUGGUUCAACUCAGUGUCUACAAACUGGGUCUCCAUUGAAGGUUGUGUGUCUCCCAGCAGGACAACGACCCCCAAUAUGACAAGGAAUGGUUCAACUCAGUGUCUACAAACUGGGUCUCCAUUGAAGGUUGUGUGUCUUCCAGCAGGACAACGACCCCCAAUAUGACAAGGAAUGGUUCAACUCAGUGUCUACAAACUGGGUCUCCAUUGAAGGUUGUGUGUCUCCCAGCAGGACAACGACCCCCAAUAUGACAAGGAAUGGUUCAACUCAGUGUCUACAAACUGGGUCUCCAUUGAAGGUUGUGUGUCUUCCAGCAGGACAAUGACCCCCAAUAUGACAAGGAAUGGUUCAAGAAGAGUUAUUGGACUGUUUCAACUUAUUCUAGAAGAAAUAUGGAAUUAAAAAGUGCCAAUAUAUUUUUAUACAACUGCAGAUGCUUUGUUCUAAACAAUAUAUCCAUACUUAUUUUAUUUUUUAUUUUACCUUUAUUUUACUAGGCAAGUCAGUUAAGAACAAAUUCUUAUUUUCAAUGACGGCCUAGGAACAGUGGGUUAACUGCCUGUUCAGGGGCAGAACGACAGAUUUGUACCUUGUCAGCUCGGGGAUUCGAACUUGCAACCUUUCGGUUACUAGUCCAACACUCUACCCACUAAGCUACCCUGCCGCCCUUAUCUCCACUAUAUCUAUACAAAACAUGAAUACAUUCAAUAUAUUCAAGAUAAACAAUAUAUCUAGACGCCUUAUAAAACAACCUCUUUGUCAGGUACUCCAACAACAACAACUUCUGCACUAUUGAUCAUGAUAUUAAAGGUGAAAAAGGUAUUUGUUUCAUCAGUCCAUUGUUGAUAAGGUCUGAAAAUGUUUUCAAGAUGUAUAUCCUUCAAAAUACAGAAGUACAGCCGAUAUGAUGUAUUACUGUAUUUUAAUUUACUGUAUCUUGAAAACAUAUUAUCUCUCUCGUCUCUCUCUCCUGUCACCACGGUGCCAGUAAAGCAUUGGUUGAAGUCCUGAGUAGAUUCUGUUAUAAUACCGUCCCACAUGGUUAAAUACCUUGGAACCUCAUGUCACAACAACCCAAACUAUACACCCCUCCAUACAGUAGAGAAUAUACACCCCUCCAUACAGUAGAGAAUAUACACCCCUCUAUACAGUAGAGAAUAUACACCCCUCUAUACAGUAGAGAAUAUACACCCCUCCAUACAGUAGAGAAUAUACACCCCUCCAUACAGUAGAGAAUAUACACCCCUCCAUACAGUAGAGUAUAUACACCCCUCCAUACAGUAGAGUAUAUACACCCCUCCAUACAGUAGAGAAUAUACACCCCUCCAUACAGUAGAGUAUAUACACCCCUCCAUACAGUAGAGUAUAUACACCCCUCUAUACAGUAGAGUAAAUGCACCCCUCCAUACAGUAGAGUAUAUACACCCCUCUAUACAGUAGAUAAUAUACACCCCUCUAUACAGUAGAGAAUAUACACCCCUCCAUACAGUAGAGAAUAUACACCCCUCCAUACAGUAGAUAAUAUACACCCCUCUAUACAGUAGAGAAUAUACACCCCUCCAUACAGUAGAGAAUAUACACCCCUCUAUACAGUAGAGAAUAUACACCCCUGUACACAGUAGAGUAUAUACACCCCUCCAUACAGUAGAGUAUAUACACCCCUCUAUACUGUAGAGAAUAUACACCCCUCUAUACAGUAGAGAAUAUACACCCCUCCAUACAGUAGAGAAUAUACACCCCUCUAUACAGUAGAGAAUAUACACCCCUCCAUACAGUAGAGUAUAUACACCCCUCUAUACAGUAGAGAAUAUACACCCCUCUAUACAGUAGAGAUUAUAUACCCCUCUAUACAGUAGAGAUUAUAUACCCCUCUAUACAGUAGAGAAUAUACACCCCUCUAUACAGUAGAGUAUAUACACCCCUCUAUACUGUAGAGUAUAUACACCCCUCUAUACAGUAGAGUAUAUACACCCCUCUAUACAGUAGAGUAUAUACACCCCUCUAUACAGUAGAGUAUAUACACCCCUCUAUACAGUAGAGUAUAUACACCCCUCUAUACAGUAGAGAAUAUACAGCCCUCCGUGAAAAUAAAAUCAUACAUACAUGUAAUUUGUUUUUUGAAAUAUACAAAUAUACAUUUCACAUGAUAUCUUAUGGUUCGUACAAUACUAUGAUUGUUCCACGUUUCAGUUAAACCCUUCUAUUAAAAUAAUGAGUAUAUGCCACUCUGACCUGGCAGAAACCUGUGCAUUACCUCCCAUAUAGAUAUUCCUAACUCAGAGAGGAGAUUAUAAAGUGCUUUCUGUGACUCAGUCUGUCCUGUGAGGGUUACAGAUCUAGGACGUCCAGUUUUAUGUCCUGUGAGGGUUACAGAUCUAGGACGUCCAGGUCUAUGUCCUGUGAGGGUUACAGAUCUAGGACGUCCAGUUCUAUGUCCUGUGAGGGUUACAUAUCUAGGACGUCCAGUUCUAUGUCCUGUGAGGGUUACAGAUCUAGGACGUCCAGUUCUAUGUCCUGUGAGGGUUACAGAUCUAGGACGCCCAGUUCUAUGUCCUGUGAGGGUUACAGAUCUAGGACAUCCAGUUCUAUGUCCUGUGAGGGUUACAGAUCUAGGACGCCCAGUUCUAUGUCCUGUGAGGGUUACAGAUCUAGGAUGUCCAGUUCUAUGUCCUGUGAGGGUUACAGAUCUAGGACGCCCAGUUCUAUGUCCUGUGAGGGUUACAGAUCUAGGACAUCCAGUUCUAUGUCCUGUGAGGGUUACAGAUCUAGGACGCCCAGUUCUAUGUCCUGUGAGGGUUACAGAUCUAGGACGUCCUGUUCUAUGUCCUGUGAGUGUUACAGAUCUAGGACGCCCAGUUCUAUGUCCUGUGAGGGUUACAGAUCUAGGACGUCCAGUUCUAUGUCCUGUGAGGGUUACAGAUCUAGGACGCCCAGUUCUAUGUCCUGUGAGGGUUACAGAUCUAGGACGUCCAGUUCUAUGUCCUGUGAGGGUUACAGAUCUAGGACGCCCAGUUCUAUGUCCUGUGAGGGUUACAGAUCUAGGACGUCCUGUUCUAUGUCCUGUGAGUGUUACAGAUCUAGGACGCCCAGUUCUAUGUCCUGUGAGGGUUACAGAUCUAGGACGUCCAGUUCUAUGCCGUUCUCUUUUGGUUUCCUGCGUUUGGUUCUGGCUGGAGAUCGGCUCCUCCUCUGGCCUUUCCCCCCUGACCCUUCCCCCGCAGAUGCCAUCUGGUGUCCAUCAGAGACAGAUUCAUUGGGCUCUAUCAGGGUUAAGGAGCACAUUUGUGAAAUUGAUCCUGGCUGGGACUCCACAGAGGUUCUGGUCAUCUGGUGGAUCAGAGGGAUUUCUCUAUUUCCCUCCAUCUCCUCACCCUCCUCGUCUUCAGGAUUAAGCUCCGCCACAGCAUUCAACUGCACCUCCUCCUCUCCUCCCUCUUCCUCAUCCUCUGCUGACACCCCCACAUUAACCUCUGUUUCUUCCUCAGGAGUCUUCUCCUCUCCCCCUGUCUCUCCCGCUACUCCGGUCUCUUCAUCUCCUGCAGCUUCCUCCUGAACUCCUGCUUCAUCUCCUCCAGCUUUUUCCUGAUCUCCUGCUUCAGCUUCCCCUGCUUCUUCCUC
Oncorhynchus keta (chum salmon) is the source of this 4960-nucleotide messenger RNA. RefSeq names its product polycystic kidney disease protein 1-like 3. The record is from RefSeq and is a predicted model, not a curated record. Lineage: Eukaryota; Metazoa; Chordata; Actinopteri; Salmoniformes; Salmonidae. The transcript has 2 exons. The coding region runs from base 3696 to 4895 and encodes 399 amino acids.